Molecule: messenger RNA, 1023 nt
Organism: Aspergillus caelatus
Lineage: Eukaryota; Fungi; Ascomycota; Eurotiomycetes; Eurotiales; Aspergillaceae
Exons: 2
Coding region: 1-1023 (340 amino acids)
Source: RefSeq, a predicted model, not a curated record
AUGAAGCUCCCCGCCUCUCUGAUCCUCCUUCUCCUUGGCGGUGCUAUUGCGGCUCCCACCGACCUCGGAGGCAAGGAACCCGAGUACGAGGUUUGCCACCUCCCCCCCGACCAUAAGGGCAAGGUCCAUCUUGGACACGAUGGCGUGUUGCGGGAAUUCGACGGUGAGAAGAAGGUCACAGCCUUCUGGCCCCUCAGCCCCAAGCAGAUCAAGGAGUUCCAUGACCGCUUCCCCAAGGAGGAGCGGGAGAAACUGCACAAGGCAUUUGAGGGUGUUGAUGGCUGGAAGGUGAAGGAUAUCGAAAAACUUCUUUAUCCAGACGAGAAGCACUUGCCUAAAUAUGAGGAGGAGGAAGAGAAGAAGGAAGGGAAGUGGAGACGAGGAGAUGGUGGAUGGUGGGAGAAGGAUGAGCAUGAGAAAGAGGGGCAUGAAAAGGAGGGACAUGAGAAGGAGGAACAUGAAAAGGAGGGGCAUGAGAAGGAGGAGCACGAGAAGGAGAAGUGGGAAAAGGAGGCGGAAGAAAGGGAAAGGGAAAAGCACGAGAAGGAAGAGAAGGAGAAAUGGGAAGAAGAAAAGCAUGGGAAGGAGGAGAAGCAGAAGUGGGAGAAAGAAAAGCAUGAAAAGGAAGAGAAGGAAAGAGAGAGACAUGAGAAGGAAAAGUGGGAGAAAGAGAAGGCAGAGAAGGAAAAGCAGGAACGAGAGAGGCAUGAGAGGGAGAAGCAUGAGAAGGAGAAAGCAGAAAGGGAACGACAAAAGCACGAGAAGGAAGAGGCGGAGGAGAGACACAGACAACAGGAACAGAGAGAGAGAGAAAGGGCGAAGCAUGAGAAGGAAGAAAAGCAGCACAAGCAAUGGGAAAAGGAAGAGAUAGAAAGACAGAAGAAGGAAGAGUGGGAGAAGGAGAAGGAGCACAAGGAAAAAGAGGAGAAGGAGCAUGAAAAGAAGCCAGGAUGGCCCCAGUGGCCCCAGUGGCCCAAGAAGGAGGAGCAUGAGAAGGAGCAAGAGAAGGAAAAGGACUGCUAG